GGUAUCUCUUAAAGUGACAGAAAAGGGAGAUAUAUGAAGUGCUGAAUUUCUGAUGAUACAGAGCAGGAUCCAUUAAGGAGAGGUACCCUUUCGCAUGGCUCAUAAAAGCCAAACUGAUGGAAUCAAGAAAAACAGCUCCCUUUCCUCUGUCUUCUUUAGUAAGAGUGAUUUAAAUGAAGGAUCCCUUCAGUGGGCAACAGAUGCUCGCAAUGGUCAGGUCCUCAUGGUACUCAGCAUGGACAAUAACUGCUCGGCCACCUCCUUUGACAUGGAGCUCUGUACAGAGAAACUAAAGUCCCUUGGGGUGCAGGUUGCAGUGGAUCAGUGGAGAAGUUUGCUCCAGGAUGCUGUCCUGAAGCCCGAAGUGAGGCGGUACAUGUUCUACAACUCUAGGGCAUUCCGAAUGGCCAUUGCCAUGAUUUUCUACAUGUCUCUCUGGACAAAUAUUUACUCCACAGUACAGCUAUGCUCCUUUGGGCGCUACUGGGCUGCCAGCGUGCUGGUGACCGUAGCUGCUGUAGCAGUCACUGCAGUUGUGAUACUGAUCAUUGGGCGACGCCAAAGGAAGAUAAAUGUGAAUACAGAUGUGAGGCUGGCAGCUGUCAAUGAAAUCUUUAUCAAACACAAUUUGAUUCUAGGGAUUACAGAUGUCCUGGAUGGGCUGCACAAUGUCCUACAACUGUGGUUUGUGCACUUCAGUCCAGAGCGCUGCCUCCAGGCCUUAUCAGCCCGUCUCGCGGAGCUGCGCAGGAUGCAAGAGUCGGACCUGCGGCACAGCCUGGACCAGAUCUGUGUUGUUAUGGAGACAGCAGUGCAGCCUGAUCCUGGAAAAGUGGAGCAGGUCUCAUCUGAAGAAACCCCACUGUUAUCCACUGAAGUGAAUUUAACGAAAGAGCCUGUGACAUGCAAUGAGCUGCUCUGCCUCAUUCCAGAGGGCCCCCCAGAGGUAAUGAGGAAUCCCCUCCCCUGAUGCACAGAGGUGCCUAAUUGCCUCCCGAGGCCUCUCAUCUC
Messenger RNA from Tinamus guttatus (white-throated tinamou), 1011 nucleotides. It is a transcript of the gene TMEM268, whose product is annotated as transmembrane protein 268. Lineage: Eukaryota; Metazoa; Chordata; Aves; Tinamiformes; Tinamidae. The record is from RefSeq and is a predicted model, not a curated record.